Molecule: messenger RNA, 724 nt
Organism: Osmia bicornis bicornis
Lineage: Eukaryota; Metazoa; Arthropoda; Insecta; Hymenoptera; Megachilidae
Product: TP53-regulated inhibitor of apoptosis 1-like
Exons: 2
Coding region: 484-705 (73 amino acids)
Source: RefSeq, a predicted model, not a curated record
UGUUCUAUUCUAUGUAGUUACGUUAUUUAAAAGAAAAUUCAACAUUAAAAAUACUACAUAGACAAAAUUGCUGUUUCUGUAAUAAUCAUUACACGAACCAUAAAAAGAAUAUAAAUUUAUAGCAUACAACAAUUUGUAAGAAAAAUUUAAAUUAAUUAAACUUCCAAAUUUGUUAAAUUGUACACAAACAUUGAAUAGAACAUUACAAAUUGUGCUAUGAAAAUAUUCUGAUAUAUAAGGUACAUAGUCGAUUCAUACUGCAAACGCGAACGAUUGAACCUAAAAAAUUGUGAUACAUACCCCAAACAAUUAAAUUAUCUAAAUUCUGUUUCUUCACAUAAUCUAAUGAUUGAAAAAUAAAUUACUUUGAGAAAUAACUAGUCAUUCUGACUGAAUCAGUCUUUAAAUUAAUGAAUACACGUGUGAAUGAUAUAGCAAAAUAAGGUUAAAACCUUUUGAUAGAAAUAAAUGUAACAAUAAGUUAUGGAAGCUUGUAAAGAAUUAAAAGAAAAAUACGAUCGGUGUUUUAAUGAUUGGUUUGCUGACAAAUUUUUGCGUGGAGUCCAUGACGAUAGUGAAUGUGCAUCGUUACUUAAACUUUAUACUGAAUGUGUCGCGCAAGCCAUGAAAGAACAAGACAUAAAUCUGGAUGAAAUAAAUAUUGCCCAUUUAGGAACAGAACGAGAGAAAAAAAAUGAAACUUGAUAAUUAUGAUUUUAGCAAA